AUGGCGCCCUCUCUCGACUCUUACUUCCAGCAGGUUGACACCCUGUCUGAGUCCUUUAUCGAACGCCUGCGCAAGGCCGUUGCCAUUCCCUCCGUCUCGGCCGACGAGGAGAGGAGGCCCGAUGUCGUCAAGAUGGGCGAGUUCCUCGCCAGCGAGCUCAAGACGCUCGGCGCAGAGGUGCACCUCCGUCCGCUCGGCAAGCAGCCGCACAAGGAGCACCUGGAGCUGCCGCCCGUGGUGCUGGCGCGCUACGGCAGCGACAAGAACAAGCGCACCAUCCUGGUCUACGGCCACUACGACGUGCAGCCGGCGCUGAAGGAGGACGGGUGGGCGACGGAGCCCUUUACGCUGACGGUCGACGACAAGGGCCGCAUGUACGGGCGCGGCGCGACUGACGACAAGGGCCCGGUGCUCGGGUGGCUGAACGCCAUCGAGGCGCACCAGAAGGCGGGCAUCGACUUCCCGGUGAACCUGCUCAUGUGCUUCGAGGGCAUGGAGGAGUACGGCAGCGAGGGCCUCGACGACCUCAUCCACGCCGAGGCCAAGAACUUCUUCGCCGACGCCGACGCCGUCUGCAUCUCCGACAACUACUGGCUCGGCACCGAGAAGCCCUGCCUGACGUACGGCCUGCGCGGCUGCAACUACUACAGCAUCGAGAUCUCGGGCCCCGGCCAGGACCUGCACAGCGGCGUCUUUGGCGGUACCGCCCACGAGCCCAUGACGGACCUCGUGCGCGUCAUGGGCUCGCUCGUCGACCCGCAGGGCAAGAUCCUCAUCGAGGGCCUGGACGCGCUGGUCGCGCCGCUGACGGACGAGGAGAAGUCGCUCUACGGCGACAUCGCCUUCACCAUGGACAACCUGUACGAGUCGCUGGGCAGCCAGACGGGCCUGUUCCCAGACAAGGAGCGCACGCUGAUGGGCCGCUGGCGCUUCCCCUCGCUGUCGCUGCACGGCAUCGAAGGCGCCUUCAGCGCACCCGGCGCCAAAACCGUCAUCCCCGCCAAAGUGACGGGCAAGUUCUCGAUCCGCAUCGUGCCGAACAUGGAGAUCGACGACGUGAACAAGCUGGUCGAAGCGCACGUGAACAAAGCCUUUGCGGCGCUGGGCUCCAAGAACACGUGCAAGUUCAUCGUGCAGCACUGCGGCAAGUGGUGGGUUGCCAGCCCCAAGCACUGGAACUUCACGGCCGCGGCCAAGGCCGUCGAGCGCGUCUGGAAGGUCAAGCCCGACUUGACGCGCGAGGGCGGCUCCAUCCCCGUCACCCUCACCUUCGAGCAGGCCACCGGCAAGAACGUCCUCCUCCUGCCCAUGGGCAGCUCCACCGAUGCCGCGCACAGCAUCAACGAGAAGCUCGACCGCAGGAACUACAUCGAGGGCAUCAAGCUGCUCGGCGCUUACUUGCAUUAUGUGGCUGAGGAGCCCAUGAACGCGGCCGCUUAG
Aplosporella prunicola CBS 121167 is the source of this 1440-nucleotide messenger RNA. RefSeq lists its product as uncharacterized. Gene Ontology annotation, molecular function: metallodipeptidase activity. The coding region runs from base 1 to 1440 and encodes 479 amino acids. The transcript is spliced from 2 exons. NCBI's taxonomy places the organism in Eukaryota, Fungi, Ascomycota, Dothideomycetes, Botryosphaeriales, Aplosporellaceae. The record is from RefSeq and is a predicted model, not a curated record. Gene Ontology annotation, biological process: proteolysis.